AUGCCCUUCGGUACAGUCACUUUAAACGAUGGAAACCAGAUGCCUACCAUCGCUUUUGGAACGGGAUCGAAGUGGAAGGGUCAGGACGUCACGGACUACGUCUCUAGCGCCAUAGAAUCCGGCUUCUCGCAUAUCGACACGGCCCAGUUUUACGCCAACGAAAGCAGUGUUGCAGCGGCUAUCCGCCAAAGUGGCCUUGCGCGCUCCGACUUUUUCGUCACCACCAAGUGGUCUGCGCGGGCCGGCGUCAGAAGUAGCCUUGAGGACAGUUUAGCAAAGCUCGAGCUAAAACAGGUCGAUCUUUACCUCAUUCACAACCCCAAUCACAUGAAAGGCAUAGAGGCCGCUUGGGAGGAAUUUGAGGUAAUCAAAAAGGAUGGUUUGGCAAAGAGUGUCGGCGUUAGCAACUUCGAUUUGGAGCAAAUGCAAAACCUCAUGAAAACCGCGAAGAUAAUACCAGCAGCAAACCAAAUAGAAUUUCAUCCGUACAACUACGCCGAGAACAAAGGGCUUCUCGAAUACUGCGCAAAGCACGGCGUAGUGGUGGAGGCAUACAGCAGUCUCAGACCCAUCACCACAUACCCAGGAGGUCCUGUAGACAAGCCAGUCGAAGCUGCCGCAAAGAGGCUUGGAGCAACGCCGACCCAAGUUAUACUUUCUUGGGUCAAGAGCAAAGGCGUUGUAAUUGUAACAACAAGUUCCAGCAAGGAACAUAUGCAAGAAUAUCUGGCUGUUGGAGACCUCCCUCCUCUAACCGACGAGGAAGUAACAGCCAUUGACGAAGCAGGUGCGAAGGGCCCGCCUUUGGCAAGAACGACACUCCUGGUGCGGAAGUGGUGA
This is a messenger RNA of Fibroporia radiculosa, 840 nucleotides long. RefSeq lists its product as uncharacterized. Gene Ontology annotation, molecular function: oxidoreductase activity, acting on NAD(P)H as acceptor. The record is from RefSeq and is a predicted model, not a curated record. The transcript is spliced from 11 exons. NCBI's taxonomy places the organism in Eukaryota, Fungi, Basidiomycota, Agaricomycetes, Polyporales, Fibroporiaceae. Bases 1 to 840 code for a protein of 279 amino acids.